Messenger RNA from Nakaseomyces glabratus, 405 nucleotides. It is a transcript of the gene IRC23, whose product is annotated as Irc23p. Lineage: Eukaryota; Fungi; Ascomycota; Saccharomycetes; Saccharomycetales; Saccharomycetaceae. The record is from RefSeq and is a predicted model, not a curated record.
AUGGUGAAGGAUUAUCUGCUGUUACUAUUCAGAUCAUUUGUUCUUGUAGUACAAUAUAGUUGCUAUGCAGCUGUGGCAUUACUACUCAUACCGUUCCUAGGUCUUUAUGCCUUCGAUCUAUUUUUAUAUGUUUACCGACUAGUGGAUUACUCCGUGCGUCUUAUAACGUACAGGAAGAAGCUUACAAACAGGGAACAGCAAGCGAGCACUAGCUCAAGGGAGCAUCUCACAACUGAAGCGGGUACACAGUCAACCCAAAAGAUAUCGCGAGAGUCAGGAUGGGGGAGUAAAGGACUAGGUGCCGGCAAGCUUUUCCUAUUUUACGACGUAGGUACGAGAGUGGUCAGGCAUGCGAUCAACUCUAUUGAAGGCCCCAAGCACUCAAGAACCACAAAAUCAGAGUGA